Molecule: messenger RNA, 980 nt
Organism: Lucilia cuprina (Australian sheep blowfly)
Lineage: Eukaryota; Metazoa; Arthropoda; Insecta; Diptera; Calliphoridae
Product: probable RNA methyltransferase CG11342
Exons: 1
Coding region: 84-794 (236 amino acids)
Biological process (GO): negative regulation of pre-miRNA processing; miRNA metabolic process
Cellular component (GO): cytoplasm
Molecular function (GO): RNA methyltransferase activity; O-methyltransferase activity
Source: RefSeq, a predicted model, not a curated record
ACUCUUGUUUUACCGUCCUAAUGUUUAUUUACAUUUUUUAAUAUUUUUAUUAGACGAAAGGAAACACAUUUUUGGUGACAACUAUGGAAUUUAGAAAUAAAGAUCCUGGUGCAGUGCAAUUUGGCAAUUUCAUAAAUUACUAUCAGUUUAACUCUGCCGAAGAAAGAUUGAAACUGUUGCCCUCACAAUACUGGCUGCCAGAAAAUGAGAAUGAACCAUCAUUGAAACCCUAUCUCGUACUAGAUGUUGGUUGUAAUUCUGGUGUAUUUACACAACUAUUACAAAAGUUUCUAAGUAGUCUAAUGCCUCAACGUAAAGUGUGUGUUUAUGGCGUGGACAUAGAUGCAGCUUUAAUAACCCGCGCUAAAAAGGACAAUAGCAAUUGUGAGCAAAUUUCAUACGAUUGUGUCGAUGUCAUGGAUAAUGAAGCAUUUGAAAAGGUACAGCAAUUUUUGAAAAUCCAUAAUAAAACACAUUUUGAUGCUGUUUGCUGUUUUUCCAUUACCAUGUGGAUACAUUUAAAUCAUCACGAUGCAGGUCUUCAGGAAUUUCUGCGAAAAUUAUCCAACAUAGCAAAAUUGUUUAUAGUCGAACCACAACCUUGGAAAUGUUAUCAAACUGCAGAGCGUAGACUUAAAAAGUCGGGUGAGGUUUUUCCUUUAUUUCUAGAACUGAAGUGGAGGUCACAAGUGGAAAUGGAAAUAGAAAACUUUAUGGAAAAUACAAUGCAUAGGAAAAAAGUUUACGAAUCAAUUCCGACUAAGUGGCAGAGAAAAAUAUGUUUUUAUAGAUGAUGUAUUGAUGUGUUUUAAUUUAUGUUAAUAUAAAAAAGUUUUUUAUACAAAUUAAAAACUAUGUUAUUUCAAAGAAAGCCUUAAAAUCUGUCUAUCUACCUAUCUAUCUAUCUACCUAUGUAUCUAUCUAUCUAUCUACCUAUCUACCUAUGUAUCUAUCUAUCUAUCCAUCUAUCUAUCAAUCUA